AGAGGGAAGGCUGGGCGCGAGAUUUGGCGGGAUAUAGAAACGGAGCAGGAGAGUGGCUGAGAGGCAGCAGCGGAGAGCUGAGGUCCCCUAUAAGCCAGACAUACAUACACACACAUAUACAUACAGACGCUGUCUCUCACCCGGCUGCCUGGGGAUAUGGUGACCCUACCGUUGGUACUCAGUCAGCCAACAGCGACCUUCAGUCCAUGUAUUAAUGAUCGGAGAUUGACCAUCCUGAAGCCCCCGAGCGAGUGAGUGACUGAGAAGGAAGAAGAGGGAGGUAACCGUCCUUGACAGUGAUGGCCAAGCGAGCUCGGAGACUCGCUGCCAUUCUCAGGCCUCAGACUGAAUGAAGGCCAGGAUAUUUGCACAGUGAACCUGUCAGCAGCAAAUUGAAGAUGAUGAUGAUGAACAUCUGUUCCAAGAUCGUGACUAUGAUAUGCCUCAACAGAAAGGUACAAAGAAGCUCUGUAACAAAGUUAAAUGGAUACCUGAUGAGGAUGAGAAGUUAAAGAAGUUGGUAGAGGAACAUGGUACAGAAGAUUGGAAUUUCAUUGCUAGUCAUUUUCUUAACCGAACAGAUGUUCAAUGCCAGCAUAGGUGGCAAAAAGUUUUGAAUCCAGAGCUAAUAAAAGGACCAUGGACCAAGGAGGAAGAUCAAAAGGUAAUUGAGUUAGUUCAGAAAUAUGGUCCAAAGCGAUGGUCUCUAAUUGCCAAAUACCUGAAAGGCAGGAUUGGUAAACAAUGCCGGGAAAGAUGGCACAAUCAUUUAAAUCCCGAAGUUAAAAAAUCAUCUUGGACAGAAGAGGAAGACAAGAUCAUUUAUGAAGCACAUAAGCGUUUGGGAAAUCGCUGGGCUGAGAUUGCAAAGUUACUUCCUGGAAGGACAGAUAAUUCAAUCAAGAACCAUUGGAAUUCCACAAUGCGAAGGAAAGUUGAGCAGGAAGGAUACCUGCAGGAGGCACCCAAAUGUGACUUGCUUCCAAGCAUCCAGCAACAGAAAGUAGCAUCUCGGACACCUCUGAACACAGUGCAGUUCCAGAACCAGUUUUUCAUUCCUGUGUCUACACAAGCCCUUAGACACCAGUACUUAGGUACAGAAGAAUCUUGCACAGAAAAUACCACAACAGGUUUUACUCAACAACCAUAUGUUGAUGACGAUCCUGAUAAAGAACAAAGAAUAAGGGAACUUGAACUCCUCCUAAUGUCAGCCGAGAGUGAAGUCAGAAGAAAACGAGCAGGAGCUUCACAAGAAACUGCUGAUUUCACCUGCUGGUCAAGAAGUCUUUUUGGUGAUGAAAGUUUAUCUAGUACGUUGAGUAGCCUGGAGGAUAAAGCAAGUGAAAUCUGUACGAAGGAGCAGCUCCAGGAGACUAGCACACCUGUACAACAGGCAUCCCUGAACCGUUUUCUUGUACAGGAGGAGAAUUCAGUCCUCAAUACACUGCAUUCAAUUCCUGACUUUACUAAGACGUUUGAGCUAAUUGAAGCGGAUUCUGUAGUGUGGAAUGAGUUAACAAACUUUGACUUCUCUGAAGCAAAUGAAAAGACACCUGCUAAGCAGACUCCAGCUAAAUUUGAACGUUUACAGCACAGAAGUGGAAUAGGUUAUCGCUUUGAUGGCCAUGCCAUUUCAGAUCUGAGCAGAAGUACCUGCAGUAACAGCAGUGGGCAGGGUGAACUCAUUCCGAUAACAUCCCCUAUCGUUGCUAAAUUCAGUACACCACCAACCAUACUGAGGAGGAAAAGGAGACUUCGGCUUGGCCCAUCUCCGUCCAGUGACUGUAACAGUGUUUCUUUCAUGGACAAUAGCACAACAAGCCCAAAAAGUACUCCAGUAAAAACACUGCCCUUUUCUCCUUCUCAGUUUUUUAACAUCUGCUCCGGCAAUGAUCAUCUGAGUCUUGAUAAUCCAGCACUUACUUCAACUCCCGUCUGUGGACAAAAAGUUCUGGUCACAACUCCGCUACGCAAAGACCAAACACCUCGGGUUCAAAAGGAAAAUGCAGGUUUCAGGACUCCCACAAUAAGACGAACGGUUUUGGACAGCACACCAAGGACGCCUACACCCUUUAAGAAUGCACUGGCUGCUCAAGAAAAGAAAUAUGGGCCUCUGAAAAUGGUGCCUCAGUCACUUGCACACUUAGAAGAGGAUAUUCGAGAGGUCUUAAAGAAAGAGACUGGUACUGACAUAUUACUUGGGGAAGGAAUGGAUCCCAUCUUCAAAAUCUGUGAGCAAGAGCACACUGUUCCAUUCAAGAAAGUACGAAAAUCUCUUGUUUUAGACACAUGGAUUAAGGAUGAAAUUGGUACUCAAAAGUUCACACAGACCUCUGUUUCAGAUGUACAGUCUGAAAGCCUGUUGACCAGCUCAUUACUGAGGACGUUUUUGCCUGAAAAAUCAGACAUCGCCACAAGUACAUGGAGCAGAAAUGUUGUCUUUUCCGAGAUAAAGCAACGAAAUACUUCAAAAGCUGUACGAUUUGAAACUCCAAUUCAGAUGAGCAGUGAAUGGGAAGCUGUAGCUUGUGGGAAGACGGAAGAUCAGCUGAUAAUGACUGAACAGGCUCGGAGAUACCUGAAUGCAUUUAAUGGCAGCAACACAAGCAGGAGCCUGAUCCUAUAACUGCUCACUGCUGAAGGAGCCCUAUCAAUUUACACUAAAAAUGAUCCAGAUUAUUUGGAGCGGAAGUGUUUAAUCGUAAACCUAACUCCUAACCCACCUAAGGCAUGAUUUCUGUCAAGAGGCUUAAGUUGGUUAAAAAUUCUGACAUUUUUUCUUAAAAAAAAGCUAACCAAAACUAAAAUGAAGCUGCUUUUGCUAAAUGUAAUGUGUGCUUAUAUUUAAAGCCAAAUGAAACACAAUGGAUGGAAAGGUGGAGAUGAGUACUGUCUUGAGUUGCACUCUUUUGUCUUGAAUAUGCUGUAAAAAGAACAGACUAAAUGCUAUUGAUGGAUAUAAUGCCAUAUAAUGGGUAAUUGUCAUGUAGUUAUAUUUUUGCAACUGAUCCAAAUUCUUAACCAAAUAUAUUGACCAAUUAGGAUUUGUUGCUUGGAAUCAAGCAUUAAAAAUUAAACCAACUGAUAUCAGAUAUUUGGCAAUUGACGAAACUAAGAUAAUUUCCUGUUGUAUGGUAUGCUUUAUUUUGAGCAUAUGUUAAUAUAUGAUCAAAUAAAUGUAAGUGAAGCAUAAGACCAAGUGUUUUUAUAAUGUAUGUAGACAGGAUGAAGAAUUCUUUUUUAUUUCACUUUAGUGAAAUACCAGUAUUUAACAUAAGUUUCUGAAACGUGAGGUAGCGUCUUGAAUGUAUUGUAUGUAGAAGCAGGGAAAAGUUAUUAAUUGGGAGGAAAGUGUACAUUUUCUUAAAUUAUUUUCAGCUUAAUAGUAUUUAUGUGUAUGGAUCGAGCACCUGGGAGACAAUGUUGAUUCCUGUUUAUAAGAAAAGAUUUCUAUUCGUCACAAAUUCCAAAAAAUGCACACUUAUUAGAUGAAUUUUCUUCAUAUUUAGAUACUUAAAAGAAAUGCAAAUAUCUUGAGGUAUAACCAUUUAAAGUGGACUGGUUUAUUGAGGGGUAGGAGCUGGUAUUCACUUUCAGUUGUCUCCUUAUUCCAUUGAGUACUUGGAUCCAAGACAUGGGCAGAGGAAAGAAAACUUUCCUCAUCUUUCUUUGCAUAAGGUAACUGCUGAUUAAUGCUCCUGUUUAAAACUACUCUUGCAUUGCUACCCCACUCCUCAUCAUAGCUUCCAGGAGAGGUGGCUGAAGCAGAAUGCCAACUGUGCACAACUUGCAUCUUAAGCAUUUUACAGUAGCAUAUCCUGCCUCUGUAAAUAUAAAUAAUACCAUUCCACUUCCAAACCUAGCCACAAUUGCAAUAUCAUUUAUAUUCUGCACUUAUAUGUUUCAUCAAUAAUGGAUGUGCACAAAUGCUAGCUUGUUAAAUUGAGAAUUGACUAAACAACCAAAGGACAUGAAAUGUUUUGUUCUUGAUCUGGUCUGCUGUUCAUGUUUUUUUUUAGCAAGAUAUUGCAUGCAAUUCCAUUAUUAGUCAGUUGCACCUUAAUAUUGCAAUUCAUAUGUUUAACCAGUUUUCAUAAAAUAUAUAUAUGCUUCCAUAAAUGUACUUUAAGCAAAGAUGUUCUAUUUAAUACAAGAAGCAUUAACUACAAUUGCAAUCUACAAUUUAUGAAAAAUUGUUAGUUAUUUUUCUUUUCAUAACAUCACGUCUGAUUAAUAUUUUCAUGGCAUAAUGAUCUAAUUCUCAAUGCAUCAUAUGUUUAUAAAUUGUGGUGAGAGGGAAGCUUUUUAGCAACUUUAAAGCAGUAGUAAAAUUCAAUAUUGGGUGGUCAGUUAUAUUGUGAAUAUUGGAGUCCAAAAAAUCAAAUUGCAUUAUAGCUGAACCAUGUUAAUAAGAGCUUUAUUUUCAACUAACAAAAGGAAGUUUUGAAUAAAUAUUUGCCUCUCUUGGGAGCCAUGAAAUCCAUGUGCUAAAAGUGAAUUUAUGAAUUAUACUGAACGACACAUUAACUAGUUUCCAGUCUAUACUGUGCUACAACUUCAGCGAUAAAAGAUUGUCUGCUGAAUUCAAUAUCAGAUCAAUUCAUUUUAAUUAUCUUUUGCAUGCUUUUACAAAGCUAGUUAAAUUGCCCUUUUCUAUUAAUUUUAAGUUAUAUGUUCAUAUUGCCUCCCCUUAUUGUAGUCAUGCAGCUAUAAUGACCAGUCAUCUCCAUAAAGCUUAUAUUUUCUAAACUCAAUUCAUAGUCUAACCAUAUUGCAGCAAAUUGGAGGGCAAAAACACCUGCCAUUCAAGCUCAGUAUCAUUUUUUUAAAAAUCAGUUUGUAUACUUUUUAAAAAGAUAAGCAUAAAGCUAAACCACCUAAUCUUAAAAAUAUCUGAAGAGAGAAAUAAAUUGUAUUAGACCUACUGAAUGUUAAAUAAAUGAUUUCCCAAAUCUAAGAACUUUUGAUUUCAUGCGGAUGUAAAACAUUGGCUUCAACUUGCCUAAUCUGAAGAUAUUUGCACUUUUACUUUAAAGAAAUGUGUGUAUGUUUUUCUUUGUAGAAAGGUUUUAGUUAUGUGGAUCUGCAGAGUAAAAAUGUGUGCAUGGAAAUGUAGCACUGACAUGUAAAAAAAAGUACAUAGUUCUUAAAUAGCUAUAAAAUAUUUAGACACUUUCCUCUCCUGAGUCAUACUGCUAUGUGUAAUAGCAGGGUAUGCUUGCUGCUAAUGAGAGAUGGACAAGGGAGCAUCUGAUGCACUGUGUAUAGAAUGUACAUAGUUUGUAUGAUGGAAACAGUGAUUCUGUAACAUUUAACAGCUAUUUUAUGUGUGAAGGUUCUAUCUUGCAUGCUGUGUUGGCUAAGCACAUUUUAAUUGGACACUUUUUGAAGGUUUUUUUUUGUUUUUUUUUAAUUUUUGUUUUCUUUAGCUGGUUUUGUUUCUGCAGGGUUGAAGUGUUGAAUGUCAUACAUGUAGCAGUUGUAUAAAUCCUGCAGUUGCUCUGAUUUGUGUAGUCUCUACAGAUUUACGUAAUACAAUUUUGAUUAUCAGUCUUGCAUUAUUCACAAUGCUGCAUAAAUACUGAAUGGUUGUUUAGUUAUGCCAUUAUACUGCCAUCUGGGUUAAGCUUCUGCAGUGAUCUGUCACAUGUAUUUUAUUGUACUGGUGCUUGUUCUUUCCUUGCCAGGAUCAAAAAGUGGAGCACCAACUGUCCAUGUAGAACAUAUUUAUGUUGUCAAAUUAAAUUGCUCUGUGCUAUCAUGUAGUUGUGUUUCUGAUUUAAAGCUUUAUUUCAAGAAAAAUGAACUGAAAAAUAGCUGCAAUCAGCACA
This is a messenger RNA of Chiloscyllium plagiosum (whitespotted bambooshark), 5831 nucleotides long. The record is from RefSeq and is a predicted model, not a curated record. Lineage: Eukaryota; Metazoa; Chordata; Chondrichthyes; Orectolobiformes; Hemiscylliidae.